GCUGUGGCGGCUGAGGCGGAGCCGGGCGCCAAGCCAGGGUGGCUCCAGGCGCGGCCGGGCUAGCCCGUGGCGUCGUCCCUCCUGGCCAGAAGCGCCGCUCGCCGCCCCGCUGCGCCUUGUGUGCGCGCAGGCGGGAGUGACUCGGCGGAGGUGCGCGGCUCGGCGCGGGCUGCAGGUGGUGGUGGCGGCGGCAGAACCAGCAGCAGCGCCAUGAGCGGGACUGGGGCGGUGGCCAACGCCACUGCCGCUUCUCUGGUGGCGGGCAAGAGCGAGAAACUGGACGAGGCGCAAGCGCUGGCCCGCAGCUGCGCCGGGAGACCCGACUUCCAGCCUUGCGACGGGUUGUCGCUGUGCACCACGCACAGCCACGGGCGCUGUUUCCGCCUGCACUGGUGCUGCCACCUGGGCUGGUGCCACUGCAAAUAUGUCUAUCAGCCUAUGACUCCAGUAGAACAACUUCCAAGCACAGAAAUACCUGUUCGGCCUCGGGGAACCACAAACACCAUUCAGAUAUCUGUCUCGCUCACGGAACACUUUUUGAAGUUUGCACCUGUCUUCCAGCCACCAUUACCCCCAGAUUCCCCACGGUUCUGCACAAUCUCAGACCUCUUUAUUGACAAUUACCGUGUGAAAUGCAUCAAUGGGAAGAUGUGUUACGUGCAGAGGCAACCUCCAGCUCCCCCCAAUAAAACGAAGCCUCAGGAGGUCACCACACGCAAUGCCUUAAUUUUGAGAGAGAAUAAUACACCAAAAAUAGAUCAUUGCUCUUCCCCCUCCAGCUCUGAGGACUCUGGGAUCAAUGCUGUUGGGGCUCACUAUAUGGAGUCAUGUGAUGAGGACACAGAGGAAGGGGCGGAGCUAAGUUCAGAAGAAGAUUAUAGUCCAGACAGUAGCUGGGAACCGGAUGAGUGUCCCCUCCUAUCACCCUCACAAUGCGAACUAGAAGUGAUUGAGACCAUAGAAACCACAGUGUGAAGUGCUGAGCUGGAAACUAGCUAGGCAUACUUAAAACAAUACUGGUUUUCUAGCAUUUAUACUAGCUUUUUUCUGACAGGUCCUUUUUUCCAAUGCACUUGACAACCCACAGAGGAAUGUAGUUAACAGUAUUAGUCACUUGUGAAUUAGUUGUUUGAUCCUAAUCAAACCACUGAAUUUCCAAGAGCCCUAUUGCAUAUUUUUAAAGUUACAGAUUUGACGUAUUUUUUAGUUCUAGACUGCGCCUGAUUUUGGUAUGGUGAAGUUAAUUUGCAAAAAUCAGGUCAAAUUGUGAGCUGUUCCUAUUAGUUCCAAAUUACUCCUUCAGAGCAAGGAGGCAGCCUUUCAUCAGCACACCAAAUGUUUGGGUGAACAAAGCCCUUCUUUAGUGUUUUUUAUUUCAUGUAGGAGACCAAGACCCAUGUCUCUCACCACAAGUUCUGCAGUCAGUGUACCCCCUUUUCAAAUAACCUGCAUGCACACCACCCUUUUGCAAGCUGCAUAGUAACUCAGGGGGUUCCCAGAAUAAGCACAAUAUACCUUUAUUAAUCAUAAUCCUGUUGGAAAAGAAUGAUAAAGAAUUUAAAAUCUUUGUAGGUUGAGUUGUUACACUGCCAAUUGACCAACUUCAUUUGGUCUUCAGUCUGACUUAAAUUGAUUCAUGUGUUACCAACUGAGGCCAAAUUGGACUGGGUUGCAAAGGUAUGGCAUAGAUUGAAGAGCUUCUAACCUGAAAUAGGUUCAUGAUGUCAAACUUUGUUUUUCUCUCUCCAAACCAGCCAAAUGUUUUUGCCUGGGGUUUGAACACACCCAUGGCAAAACUGAUUAUGUGAAUCUGCCCUUGCCAUCUGCUCAUGGCAGACAGCUGUCACGAGUCCAUUAUUUAGAAAAGUCUGUCCAGCUGAUCAGUGGUAUACCAGCAGCUUCUGUAAAAAAUAAACAAAUCACCCAACCCUUUCUGCUGUGCAUAUGUUCAAUACAUGUACACCUGAACUUAAUUUCAUAAGUCAAAUAAUUGUGCAUGAAUUGACAUGGAUGGUAGAAACCAGCUCAGUACUGUAAUAGGGGUGCAAAGGUUUUGUUUGACUUACUGCUCUAUUGAUUUCUUCUUACUCUGAGCCAGUAAUGGUUUAAGAUUUAAGUUUAGUAUUGGGUCCAAAUUAAUAUCAGUUUGGAUAAGGGCAACAUUCCUGCUGGGUUGGACUAUGGCUCCUCCCAUGAUAAUUAAGGCAAGAGAAAAAAAACUUGUCCAGACGUGGUUGGCUCAAAGGCCAUUUCCAUGCCUCUUAGGUGUCCAGCUAAAAGAGACUAAUUCCAGCUGCUGAAACACUUUGAUUUAAUCAAAGUCUACUUGAAAAAGUUGCAGCUAAUUGGUCAAACUUUUUCUUCCUUUUACUGUGUCCUUCCAAUUCACAUUGAAAGUUCUCGUGUAACAUAUAGAACAGCUGAAAAGUGUACAGUGAGUAAGACAGGUCUUUAAACCCCCUCAUGUAUUUGCAUCUCAGCUUUAGUUGUACAGAGGCAGGUUAUCCUCUGGGGAGAGAUGCUCUGUGAAUCAAUUCAAGCAUGGCGGCCCUUUGAGUCCUAAGGAUUGGGGUGGGUGAAGUUUAGUUUUAGUCAGAAAUAGAUUACACUUCAGGGUCAAGUGCUAAUGGAGAUAUGACAAGACGUCCCAAAACAAUAUGCUGUGACCACAUCGUUUUACUGACAUUGGUCAAAUCACUUUCCGUAAGUCUUGGUGAGAAUGAACAUAUAAAUAUGUACAGAUA
Lacerta agilis (Sand lizard) is the source of this 2744-nucleotide messenger RNA. It is a transcript of the gene C5H3orf70, whose product is annotated as chromosome 5 C3orf70 homolog. The transcript has 2 exons. The record is from RefSeq and is a predicted model, not a curated record. The coding region runs from base 211 to 975 and encodes 254 amino acids. NCBI's taxonomy places the organism in Eukaryota, Metazoa, Chordata, Lepidosauria, Squamata, Lacertidae.